AUGGCCUUAGUCACUACCGCUGAAGUGUGUGAUGCGAACCCACAGUUAAUUUUGAGUGGGGAGCUUCGUGCCCUUCAGCCAAAUUUUCAGAUUUAUGGUCGUCGACAGGUCUUCUCUGGACCUAUAGUCACCUUAAAGGUGUUUGAAGACAAUGUUUUGGUUCGUGAGUUCCUUGAAGAAAAAGGCAACGGAAGAGUGCUUGUUGUUGAUGGAGGAGCGAGUUUACGCUGUGCCAUCUUGGGUGGCAACCCUGUGGUACAAGCUCAAAACAAUGGAUGGGCCGGUAUUAUUGUCAAUGGAUGUAUAAGAGAUGUGGAUGAGAUCAAUGGUUGUGAUAUAGGGGUGAGAGCCCUAGCUUCCCAUCCCAUGAAAGCCAAUAAGAAAGGCAUGGGAGAAAAGCAUGUUCCCAUAAAUAUUGCUGGGACAAGGAUCUGUGAUGGCGAAUGGCUCUAUGCAGACACUGAUGGAAUUCUGAUCUCUCGAACCGAGCUGUCUGUUUGA
This is a messenger RNA of Sphenostylis stenocarpa, 501 nucleotides long. Lineage: Eukaryota; Viridiplantae; Streptophyta; Magnoliopsida; Fabales; Fabaceae. The record is from the annotation of a GenBank genome assembly.